ACAUGACCACGCCCUGCAUCUCUCUUCCAGCCGUCAUUUUCUUCCCGACAGGACGGUUCAAUCAUCUCCCAGCUGUGAAGGAAAGGGAGAAAACACUGAAGGGUUUUCAGCAUCUUUGACAUAACUCAGCAGACCUACAGUCCAUCAUGAAUCCCACACUCACCAGUAGUCAGCAGAAGACAAUCUGCUUUAGCCUUGGAAGAGUCAAACUGGAGCUGCUGUACAAGGCCAGCAUCCAUGGUUUCUCUGGGAAAGCCUUUCACAAACGAUGUGACAACCAGUGUCCCACAGUUUCUGUGGGCUAUAAUGCCUCAGGCUAUAUUUUUGGAGGCUACACAGAACAACCAUUCAGUCAGUCUGGACAGUACAUGAAUGACAACCAUGCCUUCCUUUUCUCAUUUUUUGGAGAAGAGCUCGUUAAAUAUCCUGUUAAAGCUCCUGAUUAUGCCGUUAAAAUGGUUGGUAAUUCUGGACCAUAUUUUGGAGAAGCAUUGGUCCUUGUCAAUGGAAGCCAACCUGUGGUGUACAGCAGUCCAGGCAACUAUUACAACUUCAACGCUGUAGAGAUGCAUGGCAAUGACCUCAACCUGAUUGAGUGUGAAGUUUACCAAGUCGAGGAAAUAACUGAAAUGGAGAGGCCAUGGAGAACAGUGAUCUGGAAACCGGAGAUAAGAGAAGAGCUGAUGAGCAAGAUAAGGACCUAUGAACCAUUAAUCCCCUCAGUGACCACUGUUCGUGUGCUCCUCAUCGGAGCAGUUGGAGCUGGAAAGUCGAGCUUCUUCAAUUCUAUCAGCUCUGUAUUCAGAGGUCACGUUACCAACCAGGCCAUGGCUGGAUGCUCCACCACCAGCCUCACCACACAGUUUCGCACCUACUCUUUGAAAGAUGGACGUCAAGGAAAGCCUCUGCCAAUCAUCUUGUGUGAUACCAUGGGGCUAGAGGAAAACACAGGGGCAGGGCUUAAUGUGGAUGACAUCUUCACCAUUCUCAAAGGCCAUCUGCCAGAUCGCUAUCAGUUCAACCCCACUGCUCCUCUCCAAAUGGACUCCCACGGGUAUCGUGAGUCUUCAAGGCUUGAGGACAAGAUCCACUGUGUGGCUUAUGUUGUUGAUGCUUGCAAAGUCUCCAUCAUGCCCUCAAAGCUGGAGGAAAAGAUGAAUGCAAUACGCAGAAAGAUCAACUUGAUUGGAGUUCCUCAGCUGGUGCUGCUCACCAAAGUAGAUGAGGCCUGUCCUUUGGUGGCAGAGGAUGUGACAAAAAUUUACCAGAGUAACUACAUCAAGCAGAUGAUGCAGGAGGCCAGCACUCGUCUCAGUCUGCCGUUGUCCUGUGUCAUCCCAGUGAAGAACUACAACGAGGAGUUAGAGGUGAACCUGAACUGUGACAUCCUGCUGCUCAGCGCUGUCAACCAGAUGCUUCGUAUCACUGAUGACUACUUUGAUGACAUCAGUGACCAACUCAGCAACGUGAAAACCAAGGAGUAGAAAUUUGAUGCUGUAGGUACACCAACACAGAUCCAGAGAUUAAAUCUGCUCCACAAUGAUCCAUACAUGCAGCCAUCCAUUUAUCAGCAUGAACAGACAUAAUUCAAAGCAGUGAUAGGAAUUUAUAACAUUAACGUAAUAACUGAUGUAUUUGACAAGCUGCACCUUUAUCGAUGACUGUAAUAGAUAACUUGGGAUUAGUGUGGUCGUUUGGUUUUUUUUUAAAUUCUGACCAGAAAUUUUCAGGCAGCACCACUCCUGGUGAACAGAAAACACAGUGAAGCAGUUUCAUUACAUGCACAGAUAUAACACCAGUCAUUUGGUACACAGUCCAAAGUUGAUGUGAGAAAAAAUGUCGACUGGCAUCAACAGAAGCAGGUUUUAAUUGUCAUUUAAAUUAAAUGUAAUUUUUCUAUUUAGUUUCAUUGUUUUCAUGAGGACAAUAACUGAGUUUUUCAGAUGUUAAAAAAGACUUUUCCAUGUUUGUUUUUGUUGUGGAGGUUUUCUUUUCAUUCAGUUUGUGCUUCCUGUGCUAAACUCAAACAAUAAAAGUUCUUACAAGUCCA
Molecule: messenger RNA, 2050 nt
Organism: Cheilinus undulatus (humphead wrasse)
Lineage: Eukaryota; Metazoa; Chordata; Actinopteri; Labriformes; Labridae
Product: interferon-induced protein 44-like
Exons: 8
Coding region: 147-1484 (445 amino acids)
Molecular function (GO): GTP binding
Source: RefSeq, a predicted model, not a curated record